Molecule: messenger RNA, 4606 nt
Organism: Diabrotica balteata
Lineage: Eukaryota; Metazoa; Arthropoda; Insecta; Coleoptera; Chrysomelidae
Source: the annotation of a GenBank genome assembly
UGUUUUUAAAUGAAAUGUCAAAAUCAUAUUGGGUUGUGUUGGCAAAAAGUUUAAAGUUUCUAUUUAAUUAAAAAUAAAUGAAUGAAACUACCAAUAUAUAAUUAUUUAUAAAGUUUCGAAUCUGAAAAUGUCGUGGUUUAAUUUUAAUGACAGUUUAAAUAUCGUCAAGGGUCAAAUUUCGAAUCUGGCGAAUAAUGUUUUGGCCGAUGGAGAAGAAGAUCAAGAAAUUAAGGACAGUGACUAUAAGCAACUACAGGAACUCUGUCACCAACAAGAAUUGGAAAUCAAGAAACUACGUAAAAUCAACGAGGAGCUGAAUGAUAGACAGACCCAACCCCACAAUGCAUCUUCCAAUGGAUCUUGGAACUGGGCAGAGGAUUCAUCCAGCACGACACCACAAGAUACUAUAUCCGACCUGAGAAAGCAAAUACAUGUACUAGAAAAUGAAAAAUCUGACUUACUGGGUCAACUGGACCAACUAGACGCUGAUAAUCAAGAGAAUUUGGCCAACAUCAUGGAGAUGAAGGAAAAAUUACAAUUCCAACUGAACGACGUCAACGAAAAUUUUCUUAAAGUAAAAAAAGAUAAUAAAGCUCUAGCUGCUAAAGAACAAGCUAUGAAGAAAGAGAUAGAAAGGCUUCAACGUACAGAACAAGGAGAAAACGUUGAAAGGUACAACGAGGAAGUUAAUCAAAAAUCCAGAGAGCUUGAAGAAGAGAAUCGUAAGCUAAUUAGUGAGCUCGAAGAAUUAAAAAAGGAGAUGAGUGUCUUACAAACUUCUAAUCAAGCUGUUGAGAAAGUUUUAGAAGAUACUAAAAAAUUAGGCGAAUCCAGCGAAAAAGAGCACCUCAAAAAACUAGAAAGUGAAAACAAGCUUAUUUACUCUGAAUUAAAGAAAGCCAACGACAAGAUAUUAGUAUUUGAAAAGAAGAGUAUCGAAGACGAAGAAAACGUCCAAAAACUAGCUAUUAUUCUUGAGACUUACGAAGAACAAGUCCGUUUUUUGAAAGAAGAGCUAGAAAAAUCCACAGUUGAUCACGAUCAGCAACUUUCAGCUUUAAAUGGACAAGUUCAGCAGUUAACUGCGGAACACACUAAAGAUUCAAAUACGAUCAAAAAGCUGGAAGAAAUUGUAGAAGACAACAAAAAAUAUAUAACUAAUUUAGAAAAAGAAAAUAAUGAAUUAAAGGCAACUAGUAUUGAUUCUUCCUUUGUUAAAGCUUUAGAGGAUACCGUUGAAAACCAAAAACGAGAACUAGAAAAUUGCACGCUGCAGAAAGAAGAACUCAAAAAACUUAACGAAGAUUUGUUGGUAAAAGCUGCAGGAAGAAUGGAUGGCGAUUUAGAAAGCGAAUUAGAAGACAUACAAACAGAGCAUGAAGCACAGAUCAGCGUGCUCAGAGAGGAGUUAGAACAGUUAAGAAAAGAGGAAUCGCGAAACAUAGCUGAUACCCAGAAGGUUGAAAACUUGGAAGAAGAAAAGCUAAGUCUUACUAGAGAGCUCAAAGACUCACAAGAACUACUCGAAGAGUUAAAACACAACCAUAAAGUUGCACUAGAAAGUCUUCAGCAAAAAUAUGUUAAUAUGAUAACGGAAAGUCUGGAGAAAUUUGACAAAUGCGACAAUAUCCUAGAUAUUGACGAAGAUCCUCAAGAACGUGAAUUAGGUAGCUGUAUCAAAAGAAUCAUUAACACCAUUACGGAACUAACAAGUAAAUGUAAUGAACUGGAAAAACGUUUACAAGAUCUAUCAGAAGAAAAAAGCACAAUUUUAGCAGAAAAGAAUGAAGAAAUUAAAAAACUAUUGGAACGAUCUGAUGGACUUCAACAAGAAGUAUCAUCUAACGCACAAGCAGCAAAAGAAUUCGAAAACGAAUGUAACGAACUCGCAAAAAACAAUGAUCUAUUGAUUACUGAGCUUGAGGCAUACAAAAAUCAUCCCGGACUACAAACAAUAUCUGAGUCCAAUGAAGACAAUAUGAUUCUUCUGGAGACGCAACUCGAAAAUGCUAACAGAAGAAUCGAGGAUUUGGAAAAAAUUAUUGAUGACCUAGAAAGAAGCCAGAUGCGAAAAGAUAGUUUAGAAGAAAGUGGCAGUGAUCUAGAAAAUGCUGUCAAACAACUUAGUGUUACUGAAACAGAAAUUACCACCAAACAAAAAGAGUAUCAGGAUUUGUUGAACAAUUUCGAUCAGUUGCAAGUUGAUUAUGAAUCUUUAAAAAGAGAAUUAGAAGAAGUUAAAGAAAAUUUAGUGUUCACCGAUGAAGAAAAUGUCGAGCUAAAAUCUGCAAUUGAAAAACUAAAAACAGAUAAUGAAAAUAUGGAAUAUCAACUUAGUGAACUUAACAUCAAUUCUGAUAGUAUGAAGGAUGAAAUAGAGGAAUUCAGACAAAAAUUCAAGAUGCUUCUCAGUGAAAAUUCUAAUAUCAAACUCCAGAGUGACGAAAAUUUAAAGAAAUACCUAGACUUUGAAAGUAAAAUAAACGUUUUGGAAGAAAAACUAGUAUCAGAGGAAAAUGGUAAAAAAGCUUUGGAAUUGCAGGUUGAAAACAUUACUGAAAAGUUAAAAAAUGCGAAAAUGACAGAAACUACAUUAAAAUUACAACUUGAACAGAAGAACAACGAAUUGGCAGCCCAAGCAGAUGAACGAUACAAUAUAGAAAUAGCUUUAGACAAAACAAAUCGAGAUGUAGCUGAAUUCCAAAACAAUUUUGUCGAAUUACAAAACCAAAACGAUAAAUUGUUAAUAGAACAAGAAGAAUUUAAGACAAUUAAUGAUACUAAUGAACAAAAGAUAAGGGAACUAAACAAUUUGGUGACAGAUUUAGAAAAACAGUUGGAAGUUGCCAAGACCGAUAGUGUGCAAAAAGAAGUACAGAAUGUAACGGAUGAGAUGCCAGGAAAUAGUGAUUAUAAUAACUUAAAACUAAUUUUAGACCAAACUGUUUUAGAAAAAGCAAAUUUGCAGGCAGAACUGAACAAACUAACCCAAAUUCAGUCUCAGCUAAAAGAAACUACAGAAAAAAUAUCUGUGCUGCAAAAUCAACUACAAGAAAUCACAAAUUCCCGCAAUGAACUCAUCAACAUGGUAACCAUGAAACACCAGGAAAACGUUACGUACCAUAACGAAAUCCAAAAACUGAACCAAGUGUUAAUAGCUGAAGCCGAAAAAUAUAAAAAUUUGGAAGCAAAAUUAAAAACGGCUGUUUCCCCAGAAGAUAUUGAAUCCAAAAACAGUGAAAUAGAAAAAUUGACGGACCAAAACAAUUUCCUUAAAGAAAAAUGUGAAGUUCUGGCAAAGAAUCUUCUUGAAGAACAAGCUCAAACACAAAAGUUAUUAGCAGAGAGAUCGGUGCCUUCUGAAAAAGAAACGUCCCUCCAAAAGAAGGUAGAUAGGCUUCAGGCUCAUUUGAUAGAGCUAGAAGAGCAUUACACUCAAGAACUUUUCCAAGCUGAACAGAAAAACGCAGCUUUGAAGGCGAAGGUAGCAGAUAUCGAAGAAAGAGAAAAAAGUUCCAGUACCAUGUAUACAUCUGUCAGUAUAAGAGCCAACCAGCAAGUGGAGUCACUUCAGAGUCAGUUGCAGACAGCUAUAACGGAAAGAGACUCUUUGCGAAAGCAGAUCUCAGACGCCGAAGAUGAGAAUACAAAACAAGCCGCAGCACUGGCGAAUCUACAAUUCGUGCUUGAACAGUUUAGGAAAGAUAAAGAACAAGAUGUUAUUAGGGAAACCGACCGCAUUCGCCGUCAUAUCAACACCGAAAAACAAGUGCAAGAAGAACUUCGGAAAGAAAUAGCCAACCUACAGGCGCAGCUGGAAGAACGGAAUCAAGGCUUGUUGGCGGCUUCGAGAUUAUCCGAUCAGCUGGAGUCUUCGAAAAAGACCGUCGUGGGUCUAAAAGAUGAAGUAUCACAACUACAAACAAAGCUUUCGAAAAAAGAAGAAGAACUCAGUAAUGCCUUGAGUAGUACAGACGGUAAAGUAGACAAGCUUCUGAUAAAGAACCUCAUUCUUGGCUUUGUCACCACAAACAAUAAUCUAAAUAGAGACCAAACUCAAAUUCUGAAAAUCAUCGCCACGGUAUUAGACUUCAACCAACAAGAUCACGAUAAAGUCAAGCUAAACAAGCCGCAACAAGGGUGGCUUUCGUCUCUGUUGGCGCCAAAUCCAGAUCAAAACAAAAUGACCGAAGAGUCUUUGUCAAGAGCUUUUAUUCAGUUUUUAGAAAACGAAUCAAAGCCGCGGGUGGUGCCUAGUUUGCUUGACACUACCACACCUACACAAUCUAAUUCUUCGACAAAAACGACCAACAGCAGAUCCACCACUCCUAAGCAAACGCCCAUCGUGCUCAGUGAAAUAGUGCUGCCGACUUUCUCCGAUUUUGCUCAAAAUAGAAAUUCUAGCUCCAUACUCAAAGAUGUGCUGAAAGAUAACAGCUGAAGGUGAAGAAAGUAUUUGUUAAAGGUGCAUUAUUUUAUUUGUUUUGUAAAAAACGAUAUUUAUACAAAAGAUGUAUUAUAUAUUCGAAGUUAAUGUAUUUUUUAACGCUUUUUAUUUGUAUAUAGAUUUUAAAAUAAAUUUAAAUAAAUAUGUUAUAGACUGUUA